GUCCCCAGAUAAGCACCGAGCCCUGGAGGAGACAAAGGACUAUACGUCCCAGUCCCUGGCCAGUGUAGCCUAUCUGAUCAACACCUUGGCUAAUAAUGUCCUCCAAAUGCUUGAUAUCCAGGCGUCGCAGCUCCAACGCAUGGAGUCUUCCAUCAACCAUAUCUCUCAGACGGUGGACAUCCACAAGGAGAAGGUGGCAAGGAGAGAGAUUGGAAUCCUGACUACCAAUAAGAACACAUCUCGCACCCACAAAAUCGUUGCUCCAGCCAAUCCGGAGAGGCCAGUACGUUAUAUCCGUAAACCUAUAGAGUACAAUGUGCUGGAUGACAUCGGCCAUGGAGUCAAGGUCAACAGCCAGAAUAUGAAGAUGGGUGGAGGUCUCCCUCGAACCAACCCCCCGACCCAGAAACCGCCCAGCCCCCCCAUGCCAGGGAUGGGAACCAUUGGGAGUACAGGAGGAGACAGGCACGCACCCGAGGGCCCCCUGUCGAAGAGGCCCAUCAGGAAGUCCAGGAUCCAGUUGCAGAGGGAGGUGGGAAAGGGCAGUGUGGAGUGCAAUAGAGAUUGCAUCAUCUGUGGAUCUGUUGGUGCGGCGCCACUCCCCUAUCGGACGCUGGAGCCCGUUCGUCCUCCUGUGGUCCCUAACGACUAUGUCCCCAGCCCCACACGCAGCAUGGCCCAGCAGGAGAGUCCUGUACUCACCACUACAGUUAACCAGCGGACACGCACCUACAG
Messenger RNA from Oncorhynchus masou masou (cherry salmon), 735 nucleotides. RefSeq names its product abl interactor 2-like. The annotation marks the transcript as partial. The transcript has 6 exons. Gene Ontology annotation, biological process: neuron migration. NCBI's taxonomy places the organism in Eukaryota, Metazoa, Chordata, Actinopteri, Salmoniformes, Salmonidae. Gene Ontology annotation, cellular component: SCAR complex; lamellipodium; actin-based cell projection. The record is from RefSeq and is a predicted model, not a curated record. Gene Ontology annotation, molecular function: signaling adaptor activity; SH3 domain binding.